Messenger RNA from Spodoptera exigua (beet armyworm), 2057 nucleotides. NCBI's taxonomy places the organism in Eukaryota, Metazoa, Arthropoda, Insecta, Lepidoptera, Noctuidae. The record is from the annotation of a GenBank genome assembly.
GUUUCGUUCUGCGUUGCAUCUCGCUUGCGUACAGUGCGCAGCAAAAUUGGUGUAACAAAGAUCUAUGAAGUCUGUGGCGGAUCUAUGGAUGGAUCUUUCUCUUUUUAGUUUGCGCUCUCGCUCUGUAUAAAAAUUUGUGGAUUUAGUGGUAAAGCAGUGUUUUGUAAUAGUUUAAAAAGUAUAUCUAAAAUUGUGACGAUCCUUAUGAGUGAUAACCGUUCCUGAUUAUCGCGCUAAAAUGGACUUAAACGCAAUAACCGUUAGUGUGUACCUGCGCGGUCUGACAUCGCAAGCGCUGGCCUCCCUCAGGUUUCGAUGACCAUAAGCGUCAGCAGGAAUCAUGAUCGCCAAUUUGCCACUUCUUUUUGCUAACGGCAAUCCGACAGCCUUGUCGCUGAUCACGGUCGCUGAGCUGGAGAAGUUCAUAACAUUCAUGGUGACAUGUUCCUGGGGACACGACACAGCGAAAGAUAUUCGGCAGCCACCGUGGUGGCCAAAAGAUGUUGAAUUUUCGCACCCUUUUGUAAGACCCUACGAGGUGCCCAAGAACUGGUCUGUGAAGUUGAAGAAUUUAGUGAAGAAAUGUUACGAGUACCAUAAGAGCGCCUUUCUGCUGGUUUUUUCUGCGCAACUCGCGCGGUACCCACGCAACAGGCUCAGGUAUGUUGACAAUAGAGACCACACCACUUCUCUCUACUACAGACCUAAUGGCAGACUUCUGGUUACAUUUAGAAAUGAAAAUCUACAUUAUGACAAAAGUAAUUCUCCCAAGAGGGAAAGCAUUGAUGAUACAACAGUGAGACCUGCAGACAUAUACUUAUGUGACAACUGUGAUAGUCACUUUGAUAAUCCGGACUUAUUGAGCGCUCAUGAGAGGCUAUGCAACAAUACUGAAGAUGAUCCAGCAACAAGUUCUUCCAAUGGAGGUUUGCCUGACUUUCUUUCAGCUUUGAAACUGCAUCCAGCAGGUCAAGCAUUUGAGAAUUCUGUGAAUCCUUGUUCGAGUUCUCGUUCUGAAACUGGAAAUGCUCCAGAAAGGUUUGUUACAAGAAAUGUUAGAAAUAAUGCCAAGCAACUAAGAAAUAAUGCGAGCAUAGACCGGGGCCCACUGUAUCCAUUCUCAUCCCUGGCUUACAGACGGAAUGCUAAUACAAAUUGCCAGAGGGAUUUGAGCUUCUCAAGAGAGAGGAUAGAAAGAUAUUGUUGUACUACAACUCCAUUUAGUAAAAAUUAUAAUGUUAAGGUAAAAAAUCAACAGUUUCCGGUGAGAUACCGAAGACCGUUGAGUUAUUGGAACAGAAAAUAUGUUUUUCCCAAUCAGAGAAACAAAGGAAUACUCGAUAUUAAAGGUCAACUACUCCUCUUGAAAUGUAAACCAAUUUCAGUUAAAUUAGUUAAAAUGUCAGAAGAGUGCAUACAGGAAUAUCUUGACAACUUGAGAAAAGAAAGAGAGAGUAAGCAGCAGAUAAUGGAGGAUAAGGAUAUUGUCUUUGUGGAUGGGCUUGACUGUGAUCAGCCAGCUGAUUCAGAAGUGAUGAUGGACCCACUGAAGCGAUUAGACAAUGUUUGUGAAGUGAUUGACUUGUGUUCAGACGAUGAGACUACUAGUGUGAAUGAGAACUGUGAUCCUCGUGCAGGGGUGACUUGUGUGAUGCGCGGUGGAGCUGUGCUGCGGCGUACCGCGGCGACCCCACAGGCAUUACCCGCCGAGCCAUGUGGUGCUCGCCAGCGCCCUCUACCCGCCGCCGUACUCCAACCACACCCCGUCAUUCUCAUUGCACAUACACACGCUCUGAACAAUUUACAGACUAUCUCCAUAGAUUAAAUUUCCAUGUAAUAAUAUUUAUCUCUAGAACAUUUGCUAAUUAUUAUUUAUUAUUCUUCAUGAUUAAACUUAAUAUCAAUAUCAAAGAGAUUUCAUUUUGCGUCACUUUUGUCGCCGCCAUUUUGUGGAGUUCAUGCUGUCAUGUUGACAAAAUGGCGGACGACUAAAAAAACAAAUUAAGACUUGAUAAAAAAUACGUAAACAACAAUUAUCAAGUGUAUACUGAAAAAUC